AGAGCACUGGCGUGGCGCCGUCGGUCACGUGUACCUCGCGUGCGCACUUUCGCUCGCUCCCAUGCAGCUCGCGAGCGCGCGCGCUCGCUCGCUCCCAUGCACCUCGCCCGCGCGCGCUCGCUACGGUGCACCUCGACGAGUGGCUUCAGCAGCGCAGUCGCCCGUGGCGGCGGACGAGCUGAGGACGCUACGGUCCGUUCGGGUGGCGCCCGGGGUUCGACUUGCGCUAGCUCAACCCGAG
Closterium sp. Naga37s-1 is the source of this 241-nucleotide messenger RNA. NCBI's taxonomy places the organism in Eukaryota, Viridiplantae, Streptophyta, Zygnematophyceae, Desmidiales, Closteriaceae. The record is from the annotation of a GenBank genome assembly.